AUGAUACAAAUUAAGAGAACUCUUGUCCCCGCAAUUCCCGAUGACAUCCUUGUUCAAAUACUCGAAAAACUUCCAGCAAAACCACUAUUGAGGUUCAAGAGUGUUUCGAAAAGUUGGUACAGCAUAAUUGAAGAUCAAGAAUUUGCCGAUGGUUUUCGCCUUCGAUCCCAUAAUCGUGGCACCAACCUCCUCGUACGCAAGAUCCGUUUCGGAAAGAGAACUGUUGAAGGGCAAAAUACAAGGGUAUAUGAUUUCUCCGUAAUAGAUUCAGAAGGCCAAUCGGUUCCUGUCGCUGUUCCAAAUAUUCUCAAAAAUACCUUCUUUCACCUAGAUCAACUUGUUGAAGGCUUAGUGCUCUGUAACAACCUCAUAUGGAACCCUACUACAGGAAAAUUCAUUGAUCUUCCCCCACGUAAUCCGAAUCCUUAUGCGAAGGAGAUCAGUGAGAAAAUGGGAAACAUGAGAGGAUGUUACCACUCGGGUGCCUGGAGUAAAUACUUUCUGGGAUUCGAUGUUUCAUCCAAGAAAUACAAGGUAUUAAGUAUUUGUCUUACGUGGCUUGAAAGAAAACCCAUUCGGGCCAAUAACGAUGAUAUUUUUUACAACGAGUUUGAUAUUAAUGAAAACCAAGUCCAUGUCCAUGCAGAAGUUUUGACUCUGGGAACCAAUUCUUGGAAAAUUUUAAGUAUUGAUUAUUCUGUGCAACAAGACCUUAGCAAGGGCUUCACUGUCAAGACAUCAUGCAGCAUCAACGGGGAAAUAUAUAGCAUCAUCACUCCCCAUAGUAAAUUGUCUGUGAUGUCCUCGUCCGAGAGUGAAUGCAUACUGGCCUUUGAUCUAAGUCAUGAGAAAUUUCAACUUCUGCUUCUUCCCAGGCGAGUUUAUGUAGAUUUUGCAGGUGAGAUUGGAGGACGGCUUGCUAUAAUUGAUGUUUAUGGCGAAAGGAUUUGGAUGCUAGAAGAAGCUUUCGAGGGCGGAAAGUGGACUGCUGUGGAUUUAUUUUUGGCAAAAAGUUGGGCACGAAUGAAAUUAUCUGAGGGCCGAUUGAUUGCGGUCUACCCUAUUGGUUCAUGCCAAAAUGGUGAGAUUUUGUUUCGAGUUUCUGAGAUUGUUUCAUCGAGUGGCCAAGAUUUAGGAUCAACCAUUUUCGGCUACAGCAUGGAGAGCAAAGAUGUAAGGAUGGUCACGAAACUUGAUGACUUUGUAGAUGACAGGGAUAACAUUGUCUCCGGGCUUGUCGAAACGAUUCAUCCACUUAAUUAG
Molecule: messenger RNA, 1263 nt
Organism: Coffea eugenioides
Lineage: Eukaryota; Viridiplantae; Streptophyta; Magnoliopsida; Gentianales; Rubiaceae
Product: putative F-box protein At5g62660
Exons: 1
Coding region: 1-1263 (420 amino acids)
Molecular function (GO): protein binding
Source: RefSeq, a predicted model, not a curated record